Molecule: messenger RNA, 2660 nt
Organism: Stomoxys calcitrans (stable fly)
Lineage: Eukaryota; Metazoa; Arthropoda; Insecta; Diptera; Muscidae
Gene: stops
Exons: 10
Coding region: 571-2076 (501 amino acids)
Biological process (GO): intracellular signal transduction
Source: RefSeq, a predicted model, not a curated record
GGCGGCAAACAAACAAGACCGGCAUUUUUGGUAAAAGCCAAACAAAGAAUAGUUUGUUGACACAGCAGAGACGGGAGAGAAAGAGAAAUUUGAUGAGAACAGUUUUUUCAUAAUGUGGGUAGGGUGGUUAUGUUGUUGUUGUUCUCUCCCCGCACUCGAUACUUUUAUAAGUGAUUUUAUCUUGGGGUGAUAAAAACAAAAAGAAAAUAAUAAAAACAAAUAAAAUAAAUUCGUAAAACAUCUUUGGAAAAAGUUCAAUGGCUCAAUAGAACUUGUGACAAACAGUGUAUAGAAAAUGAGAAUAACAACAGAAUUAUGUCAUGACAAAGAAAGAGAAAAUGAAAAAAACGACCAACACAUCCCUGUUAGUUGUGGUUGCAGCAAGUGUUUUUAUGGCUUCGUUAUGUUUUCGAAUUAGUUUUCCCCAUGUUUGAUAAGCAAAUGAAAGAAAAGACCACAGCUAACAGAACUAAAAGUUUCAUGGUGGAAAAAACUAAUUUUUCUUGAGAAAAAUAAUAUUUAAAUAAUUAUUGUGAGCGAAGAAGAAAGUUUUCGUUGUGUGUCAGGAGAAUGGAUUUUAUAUUUGAAUGCUUUUUCACGGAUACUUUGGAGAAAAUUAGCCGCAGUGGUUUACAGGAUCGCUCCUCACGCCGUGAUGUCUUGGAUCACUUGAAUGCCAUUAUUGGAGGCUGCAGUGAUGGCCACAACAUGCGAGCGGAUGAGGUGGCUCGCAUUGCUGUUCUAUCUGCAGUCCGCUAUCAUCGCGAUCAAAAGGAUGCCAAUGGCGAUGUAUGCCUGAUGGGCAAAUACCACAACAUCUUGUACAUUGCAUUACGCACUUGCUGGGACUGGGGCGUCCGGGAUUCUGCGGUUGUUGUGGUUUUACUAGAGGAAAUUUAUGCAUGUGAAAAGACAUUCGAGCGCAUAUUCCUGGGAGCUUUGUUUGGACCUAAUGCACCACAUUUUAUUGCGGGCUGGCGCAGUGACUUUCGAGAUCAGGAUGAGAACACAAGAGCCAUGGUUUAUUUUUUACGUCAUGCAACAAGUCUGGGUAUGACACUGCCCGUUUGGAUUGCUCGUUAUGAGCAGGAACGUUUGGUAAAAUUUAUUGAUAUACCCAUCGAAUCGUGCGGACGUUCUUCACCUUUACGUGUUGCCUUACAAGCCAGUGCACCUGAUUUACUACUGAUAUUGUUAAGAUAUGGCGCCAAUCCAAAUCCUCCGGAUGGUGGUACAUCCGCUGUGCUGGCAUUACUUGAUAAAUUGACUGAAAAUGGCCGCAAUUAUGUUUUUCAAAAUGUCUCAUGCUUGCAGAUACUCUUGCGCAAUAUACCAAUGAUAGAAUUGCCAUUUAAGGAAUGGGAUAGAGAGCCCAUUGUCUACAGCACCAGGCGAGAGAUGUUCUUUGAGCGUUAUGGCAGUUUAUUAAUUGACAAAAUUAUAACCAAGGAACAAGUCUAUGGCGUUAUGUCCCUCAGACAUUUGUGUCGUUGUCGCAUACGUGAUUUGUUGCGCAACAAUGGCCAAUUGCCCGAUGGCAUUGAUACAUUACGCUUGCCAAGACGUUUACAGCGUUACAUCGACCUAAUGGAGGAAAUCGAAGGUCCGGAGAAAAAGGACAAUGACACAGAUGACAACUAUCCCACCACCAGCAGCAAGGCUAAGAGUAAAGCAAUGCGAAGUGAUGCCAAGAAACCAGCAACGACGAUGCCGACAACAAUGAAGACGAACAAACCCAUUACAUUGCGGUACGAUGAGAUACCCACAACGUCAUUGGCAGCAGCUGCCGAGCGGGCUGUGAAAGCAUUAUCCUCGACACCAACAAUAUUAACAGAAUUGGCGGCCCUCGAGGAGUUGGACGAACCGGAGACAAGUGGCCACGAGGUCAUUGAAGAGGACAUUAAUGAGCAGGAGUUGGAGGGGCUGAAUGAGGAGGAUGAAGAGAAUGAGGAAGAAGAAGUGGAAGAGGAAGAGAAACAACAGCAGCAGAAGCAUGAUUCGUCCUCUUCCCCUUCACCCCCCUCCGAAACGAAUGAUGUACCAACGAUUAUUGUAGAUAAACCAUUUGCAUUCUGAUUUUUUCUAGGCCAUAACUCACUUUGGCAAAAACUCAAAGAUUUUUGUAGUUCUUUGUUUUUUUUCAUUUCUAAAUCAGAGUAGGGCCUUCUACUGCUUGCCAAAAUGAGCUUAAACCAGUGAAGGAUAUUUUCUACAUUUGUCUGCUUUUAUAACUUGUAUUUAUGACAACAACUUGAGCUGAAGAGUAAAAGUUUAUAGUUAACACUCUGUACUAUUUUUGAUGUGCUUUUUGGCUUCCUUUUACUGUUGGCCAAGUUCAUCGCUUAAGACUUACCUAUAAGUUUCCUCACUGACAUUUAUGCGUCCCGGUAUACCCGUGGUCUCAGUGCGACUUGUCAGAUUAACUGUGUUGCCAAAUAAGCAAUAGCGUGGUACUCGAUUGCCUAUAACUCCGGUCACAACUUCACCCGAGUGGAUGCCGAUUGUAAUUUGCUGAAAUAGUAGAAGAAUUUAAGAGAUAUAAAUAAAUUAUUACUACGAAUAAGCCAUAUAAUGUAUCCAUAAGAAUUUGUAAUAUUUCUAAGGCGGAAUAUGCUUACAAUAAAUAAUGUAUCAAUGUAUCUAAAUGUUGCAAAAAUGUA